CUCAAAAACUAACAUUGCCUAUCUGCACCUGCCUAAACGAGAAAUAAGCAAUUUCCCAACAACGUUUUUAAAAAUAAAUAAAUAAAUAAAUGAAUUAACGGCGUUCAUUUAAAAUCUUGAGAUAAAUUAGUUUGAAUGGAAGGAAGAGUUGCUUCAUAGAGGCCCUGACAGGAAUGGCUGCACCAGUCUCAGCUCCCGCUCUGGCAAGAUGGCAACCACAUUCACACUCUUCCUCAGUGCAUUCUUUUACUUUUACUCAGGUUUCUAUCACCCAUACUUCAUCGAUCAAGGGAAGAAGGAAAUAUUUGAAAUGUGCAUUUAGUGGAGGAGCAGAGAAAUCCCUCCAAAGCACCAUUGAAAUGGAUAGGUUGAUAGAUAAGCUAAGGACAACUGAUGAUCGGAAGCAGCUUCCUGAGAUUGUUGCAGAAAACAUUCUGGCUUUUAAUUCAGUAUUUUGGAUGAGACUUGCAGCAAGAACUGAAAUCUGCGAGUCCCAGGAUGAUCAGGAAGAUUUUAAGGAUUUGGCAUCCUCCCUUAUGAGCAUUGUGGAUCGUGUUGUUCAGAAAGCAGAGGAAAGGGAACCAUCCAAUUUGCAGCAUGAUAAGACAUCAUGGAAUGGGGAGAAAAUAGAGUCGGCAACUGAUGUUUUGAAGGCAAUUCUAAAACCUAUAACCAAUGAAGAUGAAGAGAUUGUUUGGCCUCCAAAGGAUCCGCAAAGUAUAAUUUUGAUGAAAAAGGAACUAGUACAGCGGGAACAAGAGGGACAGUUGGAUGAAACUUUUCUUUCAGAGGUCAAUGCACAACUAGGGCAAGCAAAAACUGAUAAUGAUAAGCCUGGUUUAGUAGCAAUAUUGCAAAAAGUCUUACAACUUUAUGCUUCAAGGGUGCUCUCACAACGGAGCUAUGCUAAGAAAGGUGCACAAAUAAUCAAGGCGGAAGAGUUUCUUGAGACAAUAAUCAAAGGUGAUGAGGAAGACUGGAAUCGAUUAUUGAUUAGUGGAUUGAUUCUUGGUGGAGAACCAAUUACGUUAGAGGAACUUAAUGGUGUUAUUGAAAAGCGAAUAGAGCGAACAUUGAUGCGAACACUAAGUGGAUCUUACCAGCAAAGGGUUCUUUGCGAGUAUUUGAAAGAGAUAAAAUCAAGGGCUGAGUAUUUAGUUCAAGAAUUUCAAAAACGACAACCUUCUUAAAGAAAAUGGGAAAAUUGUGUAUUUAUAAUUAGUUGAUAUAAAUUUCAUUGAUUUAUUUAUUCACUUUUCUAAAAAGAAAAUUGACCCAUUAUGAAAUGUUUAAAUAAACCUUUAAUUUUUAUUAGUUUAAUGCUAA
Molecule: messenger RNA, 1326 nt
Organism: Cryptomeria japonica (Japanese cedar)
Lineage: Eukaryota; Viridiplantae; Streptophyta; Pinopsida; Cupressales; Cupressaceae
Exons: 12
Coding region: 174-1190 (338 amino acids)
Source: RefSeq, a predicted model, not a curated record